Messenger RNA from Astrephomene gubernaculifera, 692 nucleotides. Lineage: Eukaryota; Viridiplantae; Chlorophyta; Chlorophyceae; Chlamydomonadales; Astrephomenaceae. The record is from the annotation of a GenBank genome assembly.
GGGAAAGGCGGGAGGAGCGGGAGGAGGAGGAGGCAGCACGAGUUCGUUUUUGACGGGGCCCAAGUCCCUCUUUACUCCCCUCUGGCAGCUGCUGCUGCACAACUGCCGCCCCGCAGUACGACGUCAGCUUGUACGGCAACUCGCCGCCUUCGUGCUGGGGGCUGGCGGCGGUACGGCACUUGCGGGUGUACGGCAGGAGGUGGGGGUUAUCGUGGGGAAUGCGGCCAGUGCCGCCCCGCGGGAGGCGUUGCGGGUGCUGGUGCUGCCGCUGUUGGCGGCGGUGGAGGCGGAGGUGGCGGAGCUGGGGGCGGUGGAGGAGGAGAAGGAGGGGAAGCAGGAGGGUGGCACAGUGACGGGCCGCCCCCCUCCCCACCCCCCCAGCGCCGGUCUAGAGUCCCAACUGCGAUACCAGCUGGCGCUGCUGAGGGAUGCCGUACAGCAGCUUCAUGCGGAUGUACUGCUGCUGCCGUACAUACACACACGCUUGGGACAGCAGGGGGGGCGAGGGCGGGGGGAGCAGCCGGGGCACGGCCGCCGACACACCCCCCCGCAGGAACAGGAGCAGGGGCAGCAGGGGCAGCAAGCAAGCGAGGGAGAUGUGUCCCCCCCUGCUCCGCCUCCCCUUCCCCCCGGCAGUCUUAUCGCAAGGCUGGUGUCCCUGUCUGGUCGUCUGGCGCGUGUGAACAGUCGUG